Messenger RNA from Onthophagus taurus, 3161 nucleotides. It is a transcript of the gene melt, whose product is annotated as ventricular zone expressed PH domain-containing protein melted. Gene Ontology annotation, cellular component: plasma membrane. Gene Ontology annotation, molecular function: phosphatidylinositol-5-phosphate binding. Lineage: Eukaryota; Metazoa; Arthropoda; Insecta; Coleoptera; Scarabaeidae. The record is from RefSeq and is a predicted model, not a curated record. Gene Ontology annotation, biological process: regulation of signal transduction.
GCCCCCCCAAUAACUACCUGUUGAGCACCUCGCGGUGCGUUUUCCGCGAUUACGCGUGUUUAUUCGGCGUAGACAAGUUCAUUGAACCAGUUGUCGUCGUAUGGAGUUCUUGGUGUGGAAUAGUGAAAGUUGUUGAAAUCGGUCUCGUUACUUUUUGAAUGGGGGCCGCUCCCCGAAAUGCACCACCACCACCAACUUCACCGGCCCGUACCAUAAUGUUUCAUCACUAUUAUUAAAUAAAAAAAUAAAAACGGUGAAGAUGAAUGCGGAAGAAGAAUCGACGAAAUACAAGAAAAUGCAAGACCUGUUCUUUCAAGUUCUUAAGAAUCGUGAUUUAUCUAGAGCCGGAGAUCUUUUUUCCAUACCCGACGCUGUUAUUGUUAAUGAUCUUACUGAUUUGAUUAAUGAAAUAAUCGAAAUAUCAUCUUUACCAGAUUAUGCAAAAAAUGAUAACGAUCAAAGUGUGGUGGAAAUAUGUGUAACGAGAGUUACCUCUUGUGUAAGGGAAACUGGGAGUGUAGAAAAACAUUGCGAAGCCUUGGUUAAACUAUUAGAAUCUUGUUUGCAUCACAAUUUACAAGUUUCUCCUAGAGGUGAUGAUCCACCCCAUGCAAAAAUUUCUAGCGAUGUGAUAUCAUGUUUAUUUUUGAAUUACAGCAAAAAAUCGGUAAUGCAAAGAGCUUUACCUGUGGCGGUGAAAUUUCUUCAUAAAGGAAAUAAAGAAUUAUCGAGAAAUAUGGCAUCAUAUAUUUCUUUGGCAGCUAUUGAUCAUGCCUCGUUAUUAAGUCCUCAUGUUCAACCAAUUAUGGAUUCCAUUAUAUCCGGAAAUUAUCCUUUAUGUAGAGUUCUAGCUCAAAUUUAUGAAGUUUCUCCGGAACCCUUAAGAGGUCAUGCGAUGGCUCUCGUUACAUUACUUCCACAUUGUGAUAAUCAAGAAAAACUUUCCCUUCUAGAUUUGUUUUCGAUGAUAGCAAAGGAUAAUCCUGCGUUAUUAGAAGCCAGUGUUCCUCAAUUAUGUGAGUACUUAAAUACAUCAUCAACCGCAUCCGGUACGCUUCAAAUUUUCGUGAAUAUGUCCGAGAAAAAGCCCGCAAUGUUAUCAGAUCAUUUAGGGGCAAUGAAACAAUGUGGAACAAGAUUUCCUCAAGUUUUACAUUUGGUUGUGCAAGUUAUAGCCUCUGUAGGAAAAUUAAAUAAGACAAGAGCCCAAGAAGCUUAUUCAUUCAUGUUGGAAAACAUUUCAAAAAUCGACAGGGUACAUCACGCGACAUUAAUGCGCGGAGCAACGUUGCUUUGUACAUUACAUCCGGCACUCUUUUCAAUGUACACCGACGUUUUAGCUGAGUACAAAAAAUAUCAAACCAAUAAUAGUUCUUCAAAUCAAAUAAAUCAGAUCAUUUCGGUUUCUUCACCUGCACCUUUACUUCAAAAUCAAGUAACUUCCGGUCAAGUUACGAUUGUAAGAGUAGGAGAAACAAAUCAGCCACCAGCAAUACCUUCCGGUGGUGGCUACACACGUAGAGCUAAACUCGGUGACUCGAGGAGUACCGGAAGAUUGCACACAGCAACAAAUACAACGAAUCAUCGUAGUAUGACCCGUUUAAAUAUAGCGGGAGGAUCAGUUGGGGGAUUACAUAGCAUGACGAGAUUAAGUUCAUCACAACAAAUUAAUGCAGCUGUUGUCCCACCUGGAGGAGCAGUUCCAAUUCCACCAUUAUCGAAUAAUGUUGUCGUUACUGGAAUGAAUAAAUGGGGUAUCCCAAAUAUGCGAGUUUUAGGAGGAAAUGGGGUUACAGUUACUACAAUAUCUCAACCAAGAAUGCAAAGACCACAUAGUCAAGGACCUUUAACGUUAGUUACAAGCAAUUCAGUUACCGUUAGCUCUGUUUAUAAUGGAUCAGGUGCUGUAAACGUUUUAACAAGUGGAAAUGGAAAUGUUGUUAAUCAAACCCAAACAAUUCCGGUUGGAUCAUCAAAUCACGUUUCGGAAGGUAUUGGUAAUGUAACGGGAAGUAUUGGACAUGUAAAUGUAACCGGGCCAACUACAGUUACAUCAAGAAGAAUGAAUAAUACAAGUGUAACAUUAUUAAAUGCUCAAAACCCCGUUGCUUCGCAAAGGGUGAGCGUUUUCGAACCAUACCCAAUGAGAGAUACAAUACAACAUUUUUGCGAAAAACAUUUAGAAAAAAUUAAAACUUACAUGGAAAAUGUAUCCGUUAAAAUCCCGCCACCCGUUAAAUGUACGAUUGAAGAAAAACGCCAAAAAAAGUCAGCUAAAUUACAUUUUGUUUGUCAAGCGAGAGGACAACAUUGUUUAUAUUCAAGAACAUCGUUUCAUAUGCGUACAAGAAAUCCACGGAUAUGGAUACAUUUAAUGUUCAUUGCGUUACAGGCUAAAUCACCUCACGCUUUAAGUUCGAGAGAUCCAAGUGUAACCAGUUUAAAACAUUGUUGGGAUAUGCUAAAAUGUGAAAAUAAAACUUUUUUAACAGUUGUAACGAGUGCCUUUCCUUGUACAAAAGAUCAAGAUGCUUUAUUAAACGAAUUAAGACAUGCUGGGUUUUUCGAUGUAUUUCAAGUAUGUCCCGGAAACGUAGCCGGAUCUUCAAAUCAAUUAGAUGAGGAUUCAUUUAUUUGGGGAUGCUUUUUGUGUGCCCAUCCUGAACGGGCUGUAGGAUUUUUACGCGGUGACACCCAACCCGUCAUUGAAGGUCAAUUAAAAGAGAAAAAAGGCAGGUGGAGAUUAUUUAGACGGUGGAGAACGAGAUAUUUUACUUUAUCGGGAGCUCAUUUAUCUUGUAGAGGAUCGAGUGGUGGUGAAAGUAUAGAUGUGAAUCAAAUUCAAUCUGUAAAAGUAUCCAGAGGGGCGAGAAACAUUCCAAAAGCUUUUGAGAUAUUCACCGGUAAUCAAACUUUAAUACUUAAACCAAAAGAUGGAAAAAACGCUGAGGAGUGGGUUCAAUGUUUGAGUAUUGUUGUGGCACAUUCUCAUGCAAAAGAAGUUCCAGCUAAAAGUAAUUCUUUACCUGGGCGAAGUAUUGGGACAAGUCGAACGGCAAUUUAAAUUAUUUAUUAUAAAUAAACAUCACAAGAAAUAGAUAAGAAUGGAAUAUACAGGGUGUGUCAAAUGUCUGAAAUAUAGCCAAUAACUUCGCCAUUUG